CGUCAUGACAACGAGAUGUUUAUAUCAGGCCUUCGUGCGUUUCUGUUUCUGAUACCCGUGUGUCGAUUCAACUGUUACAUUGCGCAAUAUAAUAAUUUAAAUGUAAUAAUAUGUCCAUUCCGUCAUAUUUAUUCUAAUAAACUCUUGUAACACCUAAAGAAAUUUGGUAGUAAUUUAGCCUGUUGGCUUGAAAUCAGUUUGUCGCCUAGCUUAGCUUUGCCUAGCGUGUUAUAAUCCUAGUUUCAGAAAAUGGUAAAAGGUAAAAAUUUAAAAGUCAAAAUUCUUUUAAUUGGACCAAGUGAGUGUGGGAAAACAGUUCUGGGAAAUUUUCUCUCUGACACCAUGGAGACUAUAGGAAGUGAUUACAGACCGACACAGGGAGUCAGGAUACUGGAGUUUGAGUCUCAGAAUCUGAGAAGUGCCACCAAAGACAGUGCCUGUGAAGUGGAGCUGUGGGAUUGUGCUGGAGAUUUUAAGUUUGAAACUUGCUGGCCAGCUUUUUUGAAAGACUCAAAUGGAGUGGUCAUUGUAUUUAACCCUGACAUUCCAAGUCACCUUAAGGAAAUAGAGACCUGGCACUCGACAUUCAUCUCCUCUCAAAGCCUACAGAUAGGACAGUGUCUGCUCAUAGCACACCACAAGCCUGGGAGUGGAGCGGAUACAUCACGCCCUCAGUUAGCACCUCAGUUCAACAAGCUACAUUUAAUUCAUUCAAACCUAGAGGAGGACCCUGAAGGAGUGCGUCAGGAGUUCCACACGUAUCUAGGAAACGUUGUGCAAAGCGUGUCGGAAAGUCGGGAGCGUGAGGAAAUGUCCAUCAUAGCAUAACCAUAAAUUGGACCUCACACAAACAACUUUCACUGUGCAAUUAUUUAACAAAAAUUUGUAUUUGCCUAAUACCAAGACCAACUAUGAUCAGAUAUGUUUUUAAACAAUAACACAAUUAAAGGAAGGGGUACUAUCUUUUGAACAUGACUGUAUGCCUGUAUAUUUAAUCGAUGUUUUUUUAUUGCCUAAAUAAAAAGCUUUAUAUUAUAAAAA
Molecule: messenger RNA, 1041 nt
Organism: Clarias gariepinus (North African catfish)
Lineage: Eukaryota; Metazoa; Chordata; Actinopteri; Siluriformes; Clariidae
Gene: ift22
Product: intraflagellar transport 22 homolog (Chlamydomonas)
Exons: 5
Coding region: 250-828 (192 amino acids)
Biological process (GO): intracellular protein transport
Cellular component (GO): endomembrane system
Molecular function (GO): GTPase activity
Source: RefSeq, a predicted model, not a curated record